AUGAACAUCAAAAUAAUUACAAACACCUAUCAGAAUCCCUUCCUUCUUAGUGCUGAUAAAGAAAGAGAAACAUUGGCAAGACAUGAAGCUAAUAAAGAAAGAUUAGUAAUACCCAGGAGACCAAAAUGGGAUAAAACCACUACGCCUGAACAGCUUGAACGGAAUGAGAGAGAUGCGUUCUUGCGAUGGAGGCGUGAUCUUGCAUUCCUUCAAGAACAAGAAGAUUUUCUUCUUACUCCAUUUGAACGCAAUCUCGAAGUUUGGCGUCAAUUAUGGCGUGUGAUUGAACGAUCCGAUUUGCUCGUACAAAUUGUUGACGCUAGAAAUCCUUUAUUUUUCCGCUCUGAGGAUUUGGAGAAAUAUGUAAAGGAAAUAAAUGAAAAGAAAAAAUGCAUUUUGUUAAUUAAUAAAGCGGACUUAUUGACAGCUCAGAAGCAUACGGACAUGGAAAAUGACAUAUCAACAGAUAACUUAAAUGAAGAUAAUGAUGAAUUGCUGAAACAUUCAAAUACUAACGAACAAGAAUUUUUGGAAAAUCAUAAUAUCGAUGACCCAUCUGAUCAUCGAGAACGUAUUUGUACAACCGAAGAUUUAAUUUCUAUGCUGAUCUCUGAAGCGAGAGGAGAAGAAGACCACAAGAUAGUGAUAGGAUUGGUUGGUUAUCCUAACGUGGGUAAAUCAUUUACAAUAAAUGCUCUUCUUGGAGAAAAACGAGUUUCGGUUUCAUCAACACCAGGAAAGACCAAACAUUUUCAAACUAUACAUCUUUCACCUUCACUGGUACUAUGUGAUUGUCCUGGAUUAGUUUUUCCAAAUUUUGCGACAACAAAUGGUGAUAUGGUUUGCAAUGGCGUUUUGCCUAUUGAUCAAUUACGGGAGCAUACUGGACCUGUUGCUUUAAUUGCACAAAGAAUACCAAAAGCUGUACUUGAAGCCAUAUAUGGUAUUAAAAUUAAGGUUAGACCAAUUGAAGAAGGUGGCACAGGAAUCCCUUCAGCAGAAGAACUAACAGUGACUUAUGCAG
This is a messenger RNA of Racocetra fulgida, 1024 nucleotides long. NCBI's taxonomy places the organism in Eukaryota, Fungi, Glomeromycota, Glomeromycetes, Diversisporales, Gigasporaceae. The record is from the annotation of a GenBank genome assembly.